CCCGUCUCGAAGGGGAGAAUUCAGGCUAAACACCAACGGGUCAUUUGGAGGCAUAGACGGCCACUGGGCGGACGCAGAGGACGUGUCUUGGUUUAACUUGUAUCGAACAAAAGAGGAAUAAUGCUGCUUCGUAAAGUGGGUCAGUCCGCUCUGUGCGGCUCUAUUCUCAGGAUUCCUCCGGUGCUGUCAGGAGGUCAGCGACAUGCCGGGGCUGUGAUUGCUGUGCAAAACGCUCGUCUCUACGCAAGCCAAGCUGCAGAGGCGGUUCUGGAGAAGCCAGCAGCAGUCGGCAGUGACACCGCCACAAAAGUGGAAAAGAAGGCAGUGGCUACAGAAUCCAAAUCAUUCGCCGUCAACAUUUUCAAGGGGCAGAUCGCGACUGCCCAAGUGUUCCCCUACCCCUCAGUGAUGAACGAGGAGCAGGAGCAGUUUCUUCGAGAGCUUGUGGGGCCCGUGUGCAAAUUCUUUGAGGAGGUAAACGAUCCUGCCAAGAACGAUGUGUUGGAGAAGGUAGAAGAUCACACCAUGGAGGGCCUGAAGGAGAUGGGUGCCUUCGGUCUGCAGGUGCCUGCUGACCUCGGUGGCCUCGGCCUCUCAAACACACAGUAUGCCCGGCUGGUUGAGAUUGUUGGCAGUCACGACCUCGGUGUUGGAAUCACUCUGGGUGCCCACCAGUCCAUCGGCUUCAAGGGCAUCCUGCUCUUUGGGAAUCCAGCCCAGAAGGAGAAGUACCUGCCGAAGCUCGCCACAGGUGAGAAUAUAGCCGCCUUCUGUUUGACUGAACCAGCCAGUGGCUCUGAUGCCGCCUCAAUCAAAACCGUAGCUGUCCAGUCCCCCUGCGGACAGUACUUCACCCUCAAUGGAAGCAAGAUCUGGAUCAGCAAUGGCGGUCUGGCUGAGAUCUUCACAGUGUUCGCCAAAACCCCCAUGAAGGACCCCAAGACUGGGGAGAUGAAGGACAAGAUCUCAGCCUUCAUCGUGGAGAGGAGCUUCGGAGGAGUGACACAUGGGCCUCCUGAGAAGAAGAUGGGCAUCAAGGCGUCCAACACAGCUGAGGUCUACUUCGACAACGUUCGCGUGCCAGCCGACUGCUUGCUUGGCGAGCUGGGCGGAGGUUUCAAGGUGGCCAUGAACAUUCUGAAUAACGGACGCUUCGGCAUGGCAGCCGCUCUCUCCGGCACUAUGAAGGGAGUCAUCACCAAAGCUGUGGAUCAUGCAGCCAACAGAACCCAGUUUGGGAACAAGAUCCACAACUAUGGAACUAUCCAGGAGAAGAUUGCCCGCAUGACCAUGCUACAAUAUGUCACCGAGUCAAUGGCCUACAUGAUCAGCGGCAACAUGGACAGUGGAGCGUCUGAAUUCCAGAUAGAAGCAGCCAUCAGCAAGAUCUUCGCCUCUGAGGCGGCGUGGAGUGUGACUGACGAGUGUAUCCAGGUUAUGGGCGGCAUGGGUUUCAUGAAGGACACCGGAUUGGAGAGAGUGAUGAGGGAUCUGAGAAUCUUCCGAAUCUUCGAGGGCACCAACGACAUCCUGAGGCUCUUUGUGGCACUCAAUGGCUUCCAGAACGCUGGUAACCAGCUGAAGAGCUUACAGAAGGCCUUGAAGAACCCUAUCGGCAACGCUGGGCUGCUCGCAGGAGAAAUCACAAAGAGAGCCAAAAGGAAGGCAGGUUUGAGCACAGGUCUGACGCUGCAGGGAACUGUGCAUCCUGAGCUGGCACACAGCGGAGAACUGACAACCAAAGCGAUUGAACAGUUCGGAGCGGUCAUUGAGGAGCUGCUGAUCAAACACGGCAAGAAGAUUAUUGAUGAACAAUUUGUCCUGAAGAGGGUCGCUGACACUGCAAUUGACCUCUACGCCAUGGUGGUGGUCCUGUCCAGAGCAUCACGCUCUCUGAGUCAGGGCAGCACCUCAGCUCAGCACGAGAAGAUGCUGUGUGAGACCUGGUGUGCCGAGGCCUACGAGAGGAUCAUGAGUGACAUCAAGACUCUGCGCUCCAGCGAGUCCAGAAAGCUCUUCAAGAACAUGCGGACUAUCUCUGCAGCCGUGGUGGAGAACGGAGGAGUGGUGGCUCCUCACCCGCUGGGUUUCUAAACACACGACGCUCCCUAUAUCUUCAUAUCUGUUUUUUUUUUUUUUCUCACUCUUCAACAUCUCCAUCCGUGGCCAGGGUCAUGUAUGACAACCCCUCUCAGACUAAAACAGCUCUGUUAGCAUUAGCUCCAUCACACAUUGGUACGCUUAUAUCUGCUUUGUGUAUUUAAGCUUUCAUGGAGUGAGAUGCACCUACAACUUUGGGCUGAAUGAUUCAUGGCUUCUACACAGAGAAGUGAAGAAAACUGAAGCUAAAGCGAUAUCAUGGUUAGCUUAGCCUAGCAUGAAGACUGGUAACUUAAGAAUGGCAAGUCUAACAAAGCUAGCAAACUUGAGCUAACUUGCCACAAAAUUGUUUGUGAAUGUGUUUAUUUGCUGUAACGUCGAGAGUUAGCUUCAUGAGCAGAACGUUAUAACUCAAUUAAAUCUGAAGCUAACGCUAUGAUAUGAUUAGCUUAGCUUGACAUGAAGGCUGGUAAGUAGAAAUAGGCUAACCUAAAUUAAGCUCAAAAUUGAUUAAAACUUGAGAUAACUUGCUAUAAAAGUGUUUUGGGAAUGUGUUUAUUUGCUGUAACAUUGAGAGUUAGCUAGAUAAAAAGAACGUAACUCAAAGUUGAAGCUGAAGCUAUGACAUGGUUAGCCUAACCUGGCAUAAAGAGAGGAAACUGGAAAACGUCUAACCUAAUAAAGCUAGCUAAUAAAAUUGGCUAAUCUUUAGCUCAAAAUUGAGUAAAACUGGAGCUAACUUGCUACAAAAGUGUUUGGGAAUGUGUUUAUUUGCUGUAACAUUGAGAGUUAGCUACAUGAGCAGAACAUUAUAACUCAAUUAAAGUUGAAGCUAAAGCUAUGACAUGGUUAGCUUAAUCUGGCAUAAAGAGUGGAAACAGGAAAAUGUCUAGCCUAACAAAGCUAGCUAAUGAAAUUGGCUAACGUUUAGCUCAAAAUUGAGUAAAACUAACUUGCCAUAAAUGUAAAUAUUUGCUUUAAUGUGGAGAGUUAACAAGAUGAGCAGAUUGAUUUAUUGAACAUUUAAACUAUUAAAUUUGAAGCUAAAGCUAUGAUAUGGUUAUCUUAGUCUAGCAUAAAGACUGGAAUAAAGCAAACAGAACAAAGCUAGCUCACAAAAUUUGCUAACGUCUAGCUCAAAAUUGAAAAAACUUGAGCUAACUUGCCAUUAAAGUAAACAUUUUUUUUAAUUUAUUCACAAUUUUCACAAACAAAACUUAUUGUUCCGCUGUACUGCAAUUGAUUUCAGUCUUUGUGAACCUGUUUUUCCUUCAAUUAUUUAGUUUUGACUCAAGACCUCAAGAAUUUGAGCUGGAGUUUCAGUCUGCAUGAAUUAAUAACGUGUAAAAUUGGUCUAAUCAUUCAGCCCUGACUACCAGGUGCAUCUCAACCAGCUGAUGACUGAAUGUCUCCAAUGUGUGCAUGGAGCUCUUAAACGCAGCCUUCACUCUAUCUCAGCCUUCAUGACUGUAGCCGACUGAAUGAUCUCAUUUAAUCUGUCGAAAGUUACGGUGUCAUUUUUGUCUUUUGGUGGGAAAAAAUAAAUACAACAAUAAUGCAUCUUUCGGAUAAAGAGGCCAGUUACUAGAAGAAGCUUUAAACUUAUCUGUUUAUAGCGAUUUUAAUUUAUACACAAAAGUAUUUGAACGACAGUUUUUUUUUUCCUUCUUUGAUUUAUCUGCAUUGUGUUCAAAUGUAUAUAAUGGUGUGGUGUUUAUGUAUGAUAUAAAUGCCUUUCUGCAUGUCAAGCUGACUUGGUGCUCAUCACGGAAACAUUAACAUCCUUUGCCUUAGAAUCCGGUCCACAGAUGCAGUUCGAAGUUCCUUUUUUAAAUACUGAUGCAGCUCAGCAACACUCUUCACUAAGGGCCAUCAUGUUAACUUCCAAAGUGCAGGAGUUUUAUUUUAUUUGACUUAAGGUAGCAGGCAUCAUUUACUGUAUUAUAGAAAAUAAGACUGCAUACCGGUUGGUUUUUAGAAGCAAUUUCUUGUACGAUAAAUGCACUUGGUGGUGUUUUAAUCUGCUGUAUCAAAGCUUUCAUUAAACUUAAAUUAGGUCUGCACAUUCUCGUACUGUGACAAACUAUGCUGCUUUUAAGUUUGGACACUUAGCGUGCAUUGUGCCGGUUAAAUACCAGAUAGGAUCACAUGCUUCUUGUGUUGCCAAAAAAGAAUGUUUUGGUGGAGUCUGAGUUUGUACAGAUCUACUUUGAGAUUGUGGGUUAACAGCACAUUUAUUUGGAUCAAUAAAUAAAGUAUUCAUCUGUC
Epinephelus fuscoguttatus (brown-marbled grouper) is the source of this 4368-nucleotide messenger RNA. RefSeq names its product acyl-CoA dehydrogenase very long chain (gene acadvl). NCBI's taxonomy places the organism in Eukaryota, Metazoa, Chordata, Actinopteri, Perciformes, Serranidae. The record is from RefSeq and is a predicted model, not a curated record. The coding region runs from base 121 to 2094 and encodes 657 amino acids. Gene Ontology annotation, molecular function: very-long-chain fatty acyl-CoA dehydrogenase activity; fatty-acyl-CoA binding; flavin adenine dinucleotide binding. The transcript has 21 exons.